Messenger RNA from Stylophora pistillata, 1151 nucleotides. Its product is annotated as glyceraldehyde-3-phosphate dehydrogenase. Gene Ontology annotation, cellular component: cytosol. Gene Ontology annotation, biological process: glycolytic process; glucose metabolic process. Gene Ontology annotation, molecular function: NADP binding; NAD binding; glyceraldehyde-3-phosphate dehydrogenase (NAD+) (phosphorylating) activity. The record is from RefSeq and is a predicted model, not a curated record. NCBI's taxonomy places the organism in Eukaryota, Metazoa, Cnidaria, Anthozoa, Scleractinia, Pocilloporidae.
AAACCACGCGCGAGGCACGUGCUUAUCUCCCCUCGAAUCCAAUAAACUUCGUGUUGUCGCGCGAGAAAUCUGUGACGUCUUACUUUGUUUGAGCAAAACAUUACAACAAUCAGGUGAUUUUUCCGUGCAGGACUUCACGAUCCUGAUCAGCUGACCUCAAUUCGACCAAUCAAAUGCUAGUACCAGCUUCACUUGAAGUUCGAUGUGCAAGACCGGUUCUCCGUACAUUGCAUUUUACCAGCGAACGUGGCACGAUCGGUCUGUUGGUUGUGAUAGGAAAAACAUUUAUUCACAAUGGUAGUCAAGAUUGGGAUAAACGGAUUUGGCCGCAUUGGACGACUUGUUAUGCGUGCCUCGCUGUCAGAGAAUGCUGUCCAAGUUGUCGCUGUAAACGAUCCCUUUAUCGACCUCGACUAUAUGGUCUACAUGUUCAAGUUUGACUCGACCCACGGUAGAUUCAAAGGAACAGUAGAAGCAAAGGAUGGUAAACUGGUAAUCAAUGGAAACCCAAUCUCUGUGCAUGCCAAAAGAGAUCCUUCUGAAAUCCAAUGGGGUGCCGAUGGUGCUCAAUAUGUGGUCGAGUCCACUGGUGUUUUUACUACUGUAGAAAAGGCUAGUGCACACCUUAAGGGCGGUGCCAAGAGGGUAAUCAUCUCUGCACCUUCAGCUGAUGCCCCUAUGUUUGUGAUGGGAGUAAAUGAAGACAAGUAUGACCCAAGCAAGAUGACCAUUAUCAGGUAUGUUGAAGUGCAGGAGUCAACGGGUAAAGGAAUUGGAAACCCAAAACUAGUAAAAUGGCGUGAUGGCCGUGGAGCCUAUCAGAAUGUGAUACCAGCUUCCACUGGAGCAGCCAAGGCUGUUGGUAAGGUCAUUCCUGAACUGAAUGGCAAGUUGACUGGAAUGGCUUUCCGUGUACCUGUGCCUGACGUGUCAGUGGUGGACCUCACUUGCCGUUUGAAGAAACCUACUCAAUAUGAGGACAUCAAAGCGGCUAUGAAGAAAAUGUCUGAAGAUGCAGCAAUGUCAAGAUACCUUGGAUACACUGAGGAGGAGGUGGUCUCCAGUGAUUUCAUUGGAGACACUCACUCAACCAUUUUUGAUGCCAAAGCUGGAAUUCAAUUGAGUCCAACUUUUGUGAAAAUUGUUGCCUG